This is a messenger RNA of Debaryomyces tyrocola, 1158 nucleotides long. The record is from the annotation of a GenBank genome assembly. Lineage: Eukaryota; Fungi; Ascomycota; Pichiomycetes; Serinales; Debaryomycetaceae.
AUGAAAUACUCCGUUUUAACUGUUUUAGCUUUAGCUACUGCUUCUUUAGCUGCUCCUUUAGAAGGCCACAAGCACCACCAACAUCAACACAAGAGAGACAGUGUUGUUAAGCAAGUUACCCAAGUUGUUUACGUUGACUCCAAUGGUAACCCAGUGACUUCUUCUGGUACUGCUACUAGUACCCAGGCUUCUCAAGGAACUGGUUCUGCCACCACCUUGUCCACUGUCACCUCGAGCUCUGCUUCUUCCAGUGAAGCUGCGUCGAGCUCUGCUUCGGAAACCGACUCUGGUUCAUCUUCCACUGGUGGAUCCUCUUCUGGAUCUUCUUCUGGUAUUUCCGGUGACUUGAGUGCUUUCUCCGAUCCAAGUGACAAGUUCGAAGAUGGUAAGUACAAGUGUUCUGAAGUCCCAACUGGUCAAGGUGUUAUUGCUGUUGACUGGAUCUCCGGUACAAACGGUGGUUGGACUUCUGUCAUGAACCAAGACGGUGACACCUCUUCCAACUGUAAGGAUGGUUACUAUUGUUCUUACGCUUGUCAAGCUGGUAUGUCCAAGACCCAAUGGCCAUCUGAACAACCAAGUAACGGUAUCUCCGUUGGUGGUUUAUACUGUAAGGGUGGUUACUUAUACAAGUCCAACAAGGACCAAGACUACUUAUGUUCUUGGGGUGAAAAAACUGCUGAAUUCUCUUCUGAAAUCAGCAAGGACAUUGCCAUCUGUCGUACCGAUUACCCAGGUUCUGAAAACAUGAACAUUCCAACCUUAUUAGAAGGUGGUAAGACUGCUCCAGCCUCUGUUGUUGACUCUGCUGACUACUACACCUGGAAGGGUGGUAAGACCUCUACCCAAUACUACGUUAAUGACGCUGGUGUCAGUGUUGAAGACGGUUGUAUCUGGGGUACUGAAGGUUCCGGUGUCGGUAACUGGGCUCCUGUUGUCUUAGGUGCUGGUGUGACUGAUGGUAAGACUUACUUAUCUUUGAUUCCAAACCCAAACAACCAAGACUCUCCAAACUAUAACGUUAAGAUUGUCGGUGAAAGCGGUGCUAACGUCAACGGUGACUGUAAAUACGAAAACGGUUCUUACAACGGUAAGGGUACUGAUGGUUGUACCGUCACUGUUUCCUCCGGUAAGGCUAAGUUUGUCUUCUACAACUAA